Molecule: messenger RNA, 1238 nt
Organism: Salvia miltiorrhiza (redroot sage)
Lineage: Eukaryota; Viridiplantae; Streptophyta; Magnoliopsida; Lamiales; Lamiaceae
Product: xyloglucan endotransglucosylase/hydrolase protein 2-like
Biological process (GO): cell wall biogenesis; xyloglucan metabolic process
Cellular component (GO): cell wall; apoplast
Molecular function (GO): hydrolase activity, hydrolyzing O-glycosyl compounds; xyloglucan:xyloglucosyl transferase activity
Source: RefSeq, a predicted model, not a curated record
CGUGAAGAUAAGUUUGAAGCUGAUGAUCACACAACACUUGCCCAGCUUGUUUUAAGCAAUCACACUUAAGAAAAAAAGCUGUCGAUAUAGUGCCUCUCUCUCUCUCUCCAUCUUUCUCUAUCUCUAUAUAUAUAACACUCACACAUGCAUGAAAUUUGAGAUAGAAUUAGGGUUUCUCUUUCUCAUGCAUUUGACAAAAAUGGGUUAUUGUAAGUUCACUUUUCUUGCACUUCUCUACGUGUUCGGAUCGACGGUGGAUGCCGCAUUCCGCGAUGUACCGUUCGAUGAUAUUUACGACGUCGUUUGGGGUGGCGACCAUGUUAUGUUCCUCAAUGAACGCAGAGAUGCUCAGCUUUGGAUGGAUCCCAAUUCCGGUGCUGGAUUUGGAUCAAAGCUAAAUUAUGGAUCAGGAUUCUUUCACAUGAGAAUCAAGCUUCCCAAUAAGGACUCUGCAGGAGUCGUUACAGCAUUUUAUCUAACUUCAAACUCAAGCAAGCAUGAUGAGAUAGAUUUUGAAUUCUUGGGCAAUAGAGAAGGUAAACCAAUCACAUUGCAAACAAAUGUGUUUGCAGAAGGGAUGGGAGAUAGAGAACAAAGGACCUUGCUAUGGUUUGAUCCCACUGCUGAUUUCCACACUUACAAACUCCUAUGGAACCUUCACCAGAUAGUAUUCUACGUGGACAAUAUUCCGAUCAGGGUGUUCAGAAACAAGCAGGACAUCGGGGUUCCGUAUCCGAACCAGCCAAUGCGCAUUCAGGUGAGCUUGUGGAAUGGAGAAGACUGGGCAACAGAUGGAGGGAAGACCAAGAUCGACUGGUCUCAUGCACCAUUUGUUGCCCAUUUUCAAGGUUUUGGUUUUGGUGCAUGCCCAGUGCCUAAAAACACCAUAGAUGUUGAAGGUUGUUAUGAUUCCAAGUAUUGGUGGAAUGGUAGCAAAUAUUGGAAGUUGAGUGGCAAGGAGCAAAGGCUAUUUGAGGAAGUGAGGGACAAGUAUUAUAUGAAUUAUGACUAUUGUGAUGACACAAAUAGGCAUGCUACUACUCCACCUGAGUGUGAAUUCAAUAAAUGAAAUUAUUAUUAUUAUUAUUAUUAGUUCUUGAGAAGUUAUUGCGUUUUGUUCUUGUAUUUUCUACUAUGGGAUUAUUGUAAUUAAUUUAGUUCGGAGUGGGUUAAUGUGAAAUGAUUGAUUUAGAUGCUCAUGAAAUCUACACGUGUCGGUAUUUUAUUUGUUUUUAUCA